Messenger RNA from Dibothriocephalus latus, 486 nucleotides. NCBI's taxonomy places the organism in Eukaryota, Metazoa, Platyhelminthes, Cestoda, Diphyllobothriidea, Diphyllobothriidae. The record is from the annotation of a GenBank genome assembly.
AUGAAAGCGCCUGAUUGUGUGACGCUGCCAAUAUACUUCUCGCCCACAGAGCAUGCACUUGACAGGGACCUGUUUCUUUAUACUUUGCAACUGUGCACUCGUCAACUCAACGAGGAGGACAUUACAGGGGCUCUUGGUGGAAAGCUCGACAGAGAUCUGUACUUAGAAACCGUCUUAGCGAUCCAGCAACUCGAAAGGUGCGCUAGCACUGUGUGUGUCCGGCUCAGGGGGCACAUUACGUACUGGACUAUUCACAAGGACACAAUCAUCCCUGUUGGUACAAAAAACAUUCGUGUCGACGAUGGCAGACAAUUUGAUGGUUAUAUUUCAAUAAAUGAUGAGCCUUUGGGACCUGGCGAGUACCCAGUCGGUGACGUGCCCGUUACGGACGGCAAGGUUACAAAAGAUAGAAAAUUUGUGACACCAUUCCUCAUCAGUGUGAGUAAAUUUCCCCCUUCAGACGUUUACAUAUGCCAACUUUUCUAG